AUGGUGUCGUCGAUCGUCUCGGACGAGUUUCACAAUCUCGUGCUCACGUUCGAGUCGUCACCGCGCUUCCAUCACAUUGACGGCGACAGCUUGCAUGCCAAGGUCAAGAGCCUCAGGGGUGCGCCGUGGGGCGGCAGCACGGACUUUGCUGCGGCCUUCCGCGCCGUCAUUCACCUCGGUGUCUCCAAGCAGAUCCCGCGCGAGCGCAUGCCCAAGAAGCUUAUUGUCGUCUCGGACAUGCCGUUUGACCAAGCGGAUCGCAACUUUGAGACCAACUAUGCGGUGCUCGCGAAAGAGUUUGCGGCCGCCAACUACGACGUCCCGCACCUCGUCUUUUGGAACGUGAACGGCAACGCGAUGGACUUUGCAGCGCUCGCGACCCAAGCCAGCGUGUCGCUCAUCUCGGGCUUCUCGCCCAACGUCCUCAAGGCCGUCCUCGCUGGUGAAGACGCGCCGACGCCGUUCCAGACGAUGCUCACGGCGCUGCUCGAUGCGCGCUACGACCUCAUUACACUGCCACCUGAGGCAGCCGACGCGGACCUCAGUUUGGACGUCACUGGAAUCACCUUUUGAAUGUUAUGAGAAUUUCCCCAA
Molecule: messenger RNA, 594 nt
Organism: Saprolegnia diclina VS20
Lineage: Eukaryota; Oomycota; Saprolegniomycetes; Saprolegniales; Saprolegniaceae
Exons: 1
Coding region: 1-573 (190 amino acids)
Source: RefSeq, a predicted model, not a curated record